AUGUGGCGAGUCACACUUUUUCUCUUGAAUCAUGGAUCUUUCUGGCAAUGGGGAGUUUGCUGUUUAUCUGUAACAAAGGGGCAUGGUCUCUUUCGUAUCUUACCUGACUAUUCGUUCUACAAUUCACACAUUCAUCUUGGCAAACCAGCCCUUUGGUUCAAAAAGAUUUUCCAUCCAGCUAUAAAUUCUUUGAGUGAGAGUUGCAAAACCCUAGGUGUAAUCUCUCACACUUCCUACACACGGCUCAAAGGGCUACUGUUGUCUGACUCGAAAGACACCAUGUACUAUAGUCAGCACGACCCUAGUGGUGUCGUCGAUAACGGCAGGAUGUUUCGUGUUCUAACUCUUUUAGCUGGUAGGCGAGGUUCCAUGAGCCUUAGUGAUGAGACAAGGAAAGUAUGUUAA
Molecule: messenger RNA, 405 nt
Organism: Bipolaris zeicola 26-R-13
Lineage: Eukaryota; Fungi; Ascomycota; Dothideomycetes; Pleosporales; Pleosporaceae
Exons: 1
Coding region: 1-405 (134 amino acids)
Source: RefSeq, a predicted model, not a curated record